Messenger RNA from Drechmeria coniospora, 2349 nucleotides. RefSeq lists its product as uncharacterized. Gene Ontology annotation, molecular function: protein binding. The transcript has a single exon. The record is from RefSeq and is a predicted model, not a curated record. Bases 1 to 2349 code for a protein of 782 amino acids. NCBI's taxonomy places the organism in Eukaryota, Fungi, Ascomycota, Sordariomycetes, Hypocreales, Ophiocordycipitaceae.
AUGUCCCUGGGGAUCAAGUCAAUAUGGAGGACUCGGCCCCGACUCAUCGGCACGCCUAGGGCGUCUCCUGCCCCGAGAUGCACCAUUUACUCAACCUCGCCGCUGCUGUUGUCUUCUACAACUCGCUUGUACGCGGGAACCGAUGACGGGACCGGCGAUUGGAUUGAGGCUGUGACGCCAUCUUCAGCGGCAUCCCCCACGCCAUCUACCGAUAUCGAGCUCCCAUCAGAGCUACCCAGCAAAGACUUGCACCCCAAUCGUUCUCGAAAUCACUUCUUGCGAGACGCCUUUCGGGCCCAAACACCAGCCAUCCAGGAUGCCGUCACGCGGAAGCUCAACUCGCCCUUUGUGCCCGUCGCGAGGGAGUACCCGUCGUCGGGUGUCACCCGCAAGAGGCAGGCGAGCUCUCGCAAGAUUGCGAGAACUCAGGUCGGCUUUGACACCAUAUGGCGCCAUUUCGGCUCCCGCACGCCAGAAUGGUCCAAGAUUUUCAACCUGCUCAAAAGCAUGACGUCGAAGCGAAGCGAAGCACCCAACAUGACGGCCAUGAGGAUCGUCCUGCCCAAGUCGUGGGAUCUGGCGGUAGGCAACAAGAAAGUCGAGUUUGUCGACUCCACCACCGGCUUGUUGGCAAAGCUACGCGUCUCUUCGGACCACCAGAAUCCGUCCGCCAUCGUGCUCCGUGGACUCGGCUCCGUCCUCGCGAAAGCAGCCGAUGAGUUGAUUGCCGCUUGCAAGGAUGUCGAGGUCUUCAAGCUCGGCGAGGUCGCCGCCUUUGAUUACGAGGCAAAGCGAUUGUGGCCUGCGAUAGACGAUGCUCCCAAUGGGGGUUCCGCCAUCCCGGCAGACAAGCUCGGAAACAUAUGGGUCCACAAGGAACUGCAGACACAUUGGACCGACAGGCCAUACGAGCAGACCCCGCGACCGGAGCGCUGGACAACGGAGGCGUUUGCCUCCUACAUCGCAGCCUUGGUUUCUGGCCGUCUGCAUCCUCAUCUCGCCAUGCCAUUUUACAGGCAGCCUCGGAAGUAUGGGAACCUCAUCGAUACCGAUGGUAUCCGCGUCCGCCUCAUCAUGCGCGCUUUUGAGGAUCCUGCCGCGAGAGAAUGCGUGACGCCGUCCAUCCUGAAAAUGGCCAUGGCAUUCAUGGCCCACAGGGGCGGCCACCGUGCCUCGGCCGACCGACUCUUCACCAUGGCAGAAGAAUGGGGCAUACCCAUGGACACGGAUGCGUUCAACAUCCUGCUCGACGGCUAUGUCACCAAGCGUGACGUUGCCUUUUUCCACAGGGUCCUGCAGAACAUGGAGGCCGCUUUCUUUCAUCCGAACGCGAGAACCUGGCUGCUUUUCCUCAAGCUUGUGCAGAGAGACGAUGAGCGGAGGCAGAUCAUCGUCGGAAUGUACGACCUCGGCCUAUUCGAAGACCCUGCGACCCGGCGUGGCAUCGCGGGCAUCAUGGCCGGCUACGAUUCGUAUGCCGCCUUCAAGGCUGGCAAGAAGCUGGAUACCUUCAUGGCCGAUCAAGCAAUGCGCUAUGGCAAGGACUGGUUUACCGUCGCGGCCUUGAAUCGUAUCCUGAAGGAAUAUUUCUCAUUCUAUGCGAAAGACAAUCCUCGCUUCGACGACUUCAAGGCCCUCAUCGACCGACAGUCGGAGGACGGCCGGAAGGUGGACAUCAGCACCAUCGACCUCAUUCUCGACUACUGCGCAGAGGCUCGCGACUGGGAAACCGCACUCUGGGCUCUGUCCCGGCUGUCGCAAUUCCACUGCGAGCCUGGCCAUCGCACAUACCAGCUUCUCAUCUCUCUCGCCCGCAACGCACAGUCCGCAAACGCCCUAGGCGUCACCUUCUUCUACGGCGUCGUUGACCGCAAACUAGGGCUCCGCGCGAGGAAGCUGAUGCAGCAAGUCCUCCUGGACCAAAACCCAACCUCUUUCUGGUCCGCGGUCAGACCGAACGUUUUUUCCAAGAAGAUGGCGGCGGCUCUCAAGCAGAGCAAGGUCGGUCGUGCCACCAGCGCUGUCGCCGGCUUGGAAUGGGCCAUCUUGAGCGUCUGCGACGGAUACAAGCCCGUCAAGCCGCUCGCCUCUGCGCUGGACGUAGCCUUUCGCACCAUGGAUCGGCCGAUGCAUCAGCAGUUGAAGAACAGCAACGACGCCGCCAAGAACGUGCAAUCGAGGGCUUUCGCGGUGAAGCUGGAAGAUAUCGAGGGAGAAAGGACUCGAAUGAUAGUGCAUCUGGACGCGCAGUUCGAUGCUGAAAAGAUGGUGCGCGCCAACCGCGUUCGUGAUACCGAGGAGUCACCUGCGCCCGCCGAUGAACAUGUCGCCCACGAAAAGCCUGGGUAG